This is a messenger RNA of Xenopus tropicalis (tropical clawed frog), 1467 nucleotides long. RefSeq names its product leucine rich repeat containing 51 (gene lrrc51). Gene Ontology annotation, cellular component: cytoplasm. The record is from RefSeq and is a predicted model, not a curated record. Bases 268 to 903 code for a protein of 211 amino acids. Lineage: Eukaryota; Metazoa; Chordata; Amphibia; Anura; Pipidae. The transcript is spliced from 5 exons.
GUUAUCUUUAAAAAGAGACAGUAUAAAAUGUACGGGUUACUCUCACAGUGAUGUUAGUUGCUAUAGGCACAGUCCCUAGCAACCCAAGCUGCAUGCAGUGUGGGGCCGGUAUUAGUGGGGUGUAACUCCCAGCCUGGAGGCUUAUGGGGGCGCAGGGAGUUACAUACAGAUAUAAAGGCUAAAUGCCCCUUCAGCUACCGGCGGGGCAAAUACACGGCUGUACUACAGGGGUAGUGGUUACUGGGUCCGACUGAUCCGAAUACCGGAAUGUGUCUCCGUAUAAGAACCAGUGCCCCCCCCAUGGGCAGGCGCGGCCAUAGAAACCCAGCGAUGGACAGAAGACUUUCCAACCCCCCGGUCCCCGGGGCCCCUGUGGAUUUCUCCUUCAAAUGCAUCAACUCAGUGGAAGAUGUGCUGCUGGAAGAGCCCAGGCUGGGGGUGAGGCCCCUCAAGCGCUGUGAGAAUGGCAAGCUCCUGAGCCAAGCUCUGCGCCUCAACAACAACACCCUGACCGACCUCAAAGGCUUCGGGGAGACGGCAGAAAAGCUGCUGAGUGACCCCCCCCAACUCCGCUGGAUUGACUUGUCCUUUAAUGAUCUGUCCACCAUUGACUCUGUCCUGCCCAAAUACCGAAACCUCAGCGUCCUCAAUCUCCAUAGCAACAGCAUCAGGCAACUGUCCCAGGUGGAUAAACUGGCCGCCUUGCCCAACCUGAAGAGCCUGACCCUGCACGGCAACCCAAUCGAGGGAGAGCGAGGCUACAGGUGCUACAUCCUCUCUGUGCUGCCGCAGCUGAAGACAUUGGAUUUCAGCGCUGUCACCAAGCAAGACCGUGUCACCGCCGACGUCUGGAGGCGCAUGAACAUGAAGCCGCGGCGCCUGAGAAGGAAUAAAGAUGAAUAGGCCCAGUGCGUCUGUGCCCUCGCCGCAGGGAAACGCUUCCGAUCUCUGGAACAGCCAAUGGCCUUUGUGCCCCCCCCCUUUACUUUCUAUUGUUCCCAAAGCUUCUUAGCACUGAGGUUCUGAUCCACAAACAAUAUGUUGAGAAGCACCAGCACCGGUAGUGUAACACAGUGAGUAAGGGGGGUAAAUGCCCCUGUGCCAUCGGGUUUAACCCUUUAUGUCUAUGGCCCUGCCCAACUUCUACUGAUCCACAGGGGGGAAAUAGAAGUGGCCCCAAUACAGAACCCUGGGGGACCCACUAAGUAGAGAAUGUACCAGUGACCCCCACCCCCUGUACCCGACCCUGUGCCAGUUCCCUACCCAUGUGCCAACAUCGCUUAGACCGACAGCCCUGAGUUUAGAAAACAGUAAUAUGUGGGGCGCGGUAUCAAACGCUUUGGCACAAAAUAGAUGCCCCCUUUUUGGGUCGGGUUUAACCCCCCCUUGUAUCACCUGGGCUGUAGGACGGCUGAUAUCUGAGUAGGGAACGUCUUGUCUGUAAAUAAAUAUUCCUUGAGAAUGGAA